CAUAAUAAUUUUAUUAUAUUUAAUACUUUAUUGAUGAUUUAUGAUUGGUUUUUCUACAUAAUUUUCACUAUAUUGUAUUUUUUUUUUAGUUUACCGUAUAUAUCCGUUAUGAUUAUUUUCAAUUUUAUGCUUACUGUCACCAUAUUACGACGAGAAAUUAACAAUAAUGAACAAUUUCGUACAUGGUUCCAAGAACAUAGAGUUUUUUGUAUAUUUAUUGCAUUUUGUUCAUUAGGUAAUCUUAAUAUAUUGCACGUUUUAAAUUGUAAAUUUAAUUAUAUGGAUAUAUUUGAUGCGAAAUUAUCUUCUACUGCCGAGAAAAAAAUCAUUCACGCAAGUGUGAUUAGUUUAAUUAUUGGAGAUAUUCCUCGAUUUUACCUUUUGACUUACAUUAAUUUAAAUUCAGAAUUUAGUGCAAUUCCUAUGACAAGUUUAUUCUUGACUUUAUUGGUACUUUUCUUCGGAUUCUUUUAUAGAUUAUAUGAAUCAAUGAUUAGAAAUUAUGAAAACCCAACUAUACAAGAAUUGGUUAUAAGCAAAAAACAAUUUUCAGAGGCAUAACUGAUUGUCUCUUUUUAUUAUCAUCUAAUAUUUUUUAUUAUUAUUAUUUAUAAUUUUACUUUUCAUAUGCAUUAUAUCUUUUGAAUAUAGAGUAGAGUUUACAGUUAGAUCUAUUGGAUUUAAAAAUUAGGUUAAGUGAAUCAUG
Messenger RNA from Rhizophagus irregularis DAOM 181602=DAOM 197198, 706 nucleotides. RefSeq lists its product as uncharacterized. The record is from RefSeq and is a predicted model, not a curated record. Lineage: Eukaryota; Fungi; Glomeromycota; Glomeromycetes; Glomerales; Glomeraceae.